ACAGGGAGGGCUUGAGCCCCGAGUGGCACCGCUCGCUCGAGCCAAUGCGGCAAGGUGACAGCUCUCUCGAGCAAGCCAUCACCCAAAUCUGUGGGACGCUUGCUCAAGUGAGCCCUUGCGCUCAAGGCCCGAGCCAACGCUGCUCGCUGGAGCCAACGUGGGGAGGGCUCGAGCCCUGAGCCAGCACGGCUCCAGCGAGCAAUGCUGUAAUUCAGACCUCCGGAAUUGUCUUCCAUGAUUGCAACAUGUUUGGCUUGCUUGAAAUGCCUGAAGUCACCGUUCCCUUUCUUUUCCGGUUUGAAUCGAAGGUAAUAGGAAGGGAGGUCUGAUCUUCACUUUGGGCUUUGAACUUUGAAGCAUUUGGUUAGCAUCCUAAACAAGCUGUGGGAACGGAUUGGAUUUUUAAUCUUAUGUGCUUUGGGAGAACACUAAAAGGACUACUUGAAGAACUGCUUUAGGGGCUGUUCUUUUCGUCCUCGAUUUUGUUUGGUACAAUGUUGACAUUUAGCUUCAACCAGGCUUUUUCUACGAUUCAGUUGGCUUGAAAACAGAAUCAUGUCUAUUGCGGAUCGUUGGAAGUUACUUCUCAUGGAAAUUGUUGAAACACGGAAAAUUAGUUUCAUCCUUGAUACAUCUCACCUGGUUUAGAACUCUUGUUUGCAUUAACAUUGAAUCAGUCAUCUUUUUCUUCGACAUUUGUUUCUUUUUUUGAAAGGUUUUUGUUAUCUAUGACGCAUGCUAUGGCUAUCGUGGAUUCGAUUUUUUCCUGUUUGUGUACUUGAGCUUGGUUUGGUCUUUGGUUAUUUCUCGUCACUACAAUUGUUUUUUUAUUCUCACUUGACCAGUUUCUACUUGCUUGCUUGACAUUUUGUAUUUGCUAGUUGCACAGUUCCAUUGACUUUGGCAUUUCCAAAAUCUUAUGCAUCUCCAAAAAUUGGAUAAUGUUGUUUGGGCAAAAUUCAAGAAGGAUGGAUUUCCUCAGUAUCCUGAGCUAUGUAUUGUAUUUGGUGGUACAUAUGCUAAUGGGGAUCACGCCACAGGAAAUGCUAAAGAUUUGAUGGUGUCAGAGGAAGAUGACAAUGGUGAUGGCAAUGUAGGCGGUGACAAUGGUGGUGGCAAUACAAAUGACUUCAAUGAACACCCCAUUGAUGAGAGAGUCUUUACAUCUGACAAUGUUGCAACUUCAGUUCAUGGAAAGUACAAAUUGGAUAAGACUCUAAAUCCUAAGAGGAGAAGAAAGAGUAACCCAUCAGGUAUUGUUGACACUUGCAAAGCCAGACAAGAUCUUUUAAAAGCUAGGGCAAGUCAAUUUGUUAAUGGCUUUAUGACCUCAGGGCACCACCACCUAUAGACCCUUUCUUCGUAACUGCUGUAAUUGAUGUCCUAGUUAGUAUGCAUGAGCUCGAGCAAGAUCUUUACAAUAAAGCAAUGGAACGAGGAUGCAUUAGUGCCUGAUGGAGGGAGGCUUUCAUCAAAUCCCCACCUAAAAGGAGAAAUUGACUUCUUCAAUGUCUUUAGUUGAUGUUU
Messenger RNA from Eucalyptus grandis, 1527 nucleotides. RefSeq lists its product as uncharacterized. The transcript has 2 exons. The coding region runs from base 920 to 1351 and encodes 143 amino acids. The record is from RefSeq and is a predicted model, not a curated record. NCBI's taxonomy places the organism in Eukaryota, Viridiplantae, Streptophyta, Magnoliopsida, Myrtales, Myrtaceae.